Mauremys reevesii (Reeves's turtle) is the source of this 1074-nucleotide messenger RNA. Its product is annotated as zinc finger protein 2 homolog. Lineage: Eukaryota; Metazoa; Chordata; Testudines; Geoemydidae. Gene Ontology annotation, biological process: regulation of transcription by RNA polymerase II; central nervous system development. Gene Ontology annotation, cellular component: nucleus. Gene Ontology annotation, molecular function: RNA polymerase II cis-regulatory region sequence-specific DNA binding; DNA-binding transcription factor activity, RNA polymerase II-specific. The transcript has a single exon. The record is from RefSeq and is a predicted model, not a curated record. The annotation marks the transcript as partial.
GAGUGUGGAAAAAACUUAUGUGACUACUCAGCCCUUCUUGAUCAUCAGAGAAUCCACACAGGGGAGAGGCCCUAUGAAUGCUGUGAGUGUGGGAAAACCUUCACUCAAAGAUCAGCCCUUUCUGUUCAUCAGAGAAUCCACACGGGGGAAAGGCCCUACGAAUGCUGUGAGUGUGGGAAAAGCUUCACUCACAGAUCAGCCCUUUCUGUUCAUCAGAGAAUCCACACAGGGGACAGGCCCUACAAAUGCAGUGAGUGUGGGAAAACCUUCACUCAAAGAGCAGCCCUUUCUGUUCAUCAGAGAAUCCACACGGGGGAAAGGCCCUACGAAUGCCAUGAGUGUGGGAAAACCUUCAAUCGCAGCUCAAACCUUUCUGAACAUCAGAGAAUCCACACAGGUGACAGACACAGGCCCUAUGAAUGCUGUGAGUGUGGGAAAACCUUCACUCAAAGAUCAGCCCUUUCUGUUCAUCAGAGAAUCCACACGGGGGAAAGACCCUACGAAUGCUGUGAGUGUGGGAAAAGCUUCACUCACAGAUCAGCCCUUUCUGUUCAUCAGCGAAUCCACACAGGGGACAGGCCCUACAAAUGCAGUGAGUGUGGGAAAACCUUCACUAAAAGAGCAGCCCUUUCUGUUCAUCAGAGAAUCCACACGGGGGAAAGGCCCUACGAAUGCCAUGAGUGUGGGAAAACCUUCAAUCGCAGCUCAAACCUUUCUGAACAUCAGAGAAUCCACACAGGUGACAGACACAGGCCCUAUGAAUGCUGUGAGUGUGGGAAAACCUUCACUCAAAGAUCAGCCCUUUCUGUUCAUCAGAGAAUCCACACGGGGGAAAGGCCCUACGAAUGCUGUGAGUGUGGGAAAAGCUUCACUCAAAGAGCAGCCCUUUCUGUUCAUCAGAGAAUCCACACGGGGGAAAUGCCCUACAAAUGCAGUGAGUGUGGGAAAACCUUCACUCAAAGAGCAGCCCUUUCUGUUCAUCAGAGAAUCCACACGGGGGAAAGGCCCUACGAAUGCCAUGAGUGUGGGAAAACCUUCAAUCGCAGCUCAAACCUUUCUGAACAUCAGAGAAUC